AAAGUUCUGGGCAAAGUCUGACUCAGCUCCAGCAGCGACCAGACACUCACAGCAGCUCCCUGCACAGUGACAGGUCUCCUCUCUCUCUCUCUCUCUCUCUCUCUCUCUCUCUCUCUCUCUCUGUCUCCCUCUCUUUUUUCUUUUUUUUUUACUGCUCUCUCACUCAUUCAGUGUCUCUCUUUCACACACACACACAGACACACACACAAACACACACUCAGACAAACUCACACACACUCACACACACACACACAGACCAGCCACACUCCUGGCAGAGGGGAAGACAGAACCACAGGAGAACUGUUACACACCUUUACAACCAGCUACUCACCCAGACAUCGCCAGACGCUUUGCCCAGGAUGUGGACGCUUCUCUUGGGGGUCACCUUUGGAUUACUGGCCUCCUCCAGGUCGGAGCUACUUCAAGUGAAUUCUCGCAGCUGCAGCUAUGCCGGGGUUUUUCUUGUUGAGGGAGCCGCCCGUCACUCCCUGAACUUUGCGGCGGCUCAAAAGGUGUGUGAGCAGCUGAACAGCACCUUGGCAAGUCCAGACCAACUCCAGGAGGCCUAUGAUAAAAGCAUGGAAACAUGCAGGUACGGCUGGACCAGCAACGUGAGCACUGUCAUCCUCAGACUUAGUCACCAUGAAAACUGUGCAAAGAACAUGACGGGGUUCAUGACGAAUUCCCGUGUGGCUGCUGAUGACCUCUAUGAUGCCUACUGCUUCGAUGAAACAGAUGGGUCUGACAAGAACUGUAAGAAUGCCUUUCACAUCAACCCCUUAUCCUCAGAUGAACCAGCUGAAUCCUCAGAGAAUCAGGUUCCAACACCAGCAGAAGGCCACGAAGAGACCACUCCAGCAGGGGAGGAUUCUCCGAUAGCAACUGCAGUAGCAGAAGAGCCAGAGGCCUCCACAGAGGGUCCUGCCGUGACAGACAGUCCCUCUGGAGAGAGUGAGAAUGGCACCGUGGGAUCCAUUUUCAAUCCUGUAGACUUCGACCAGCCAACUGGUUCUGGGAUGCAGCCACCUUUCUCUGAGGAAGGAGCCGUCUCGUCAACGACCCCCGUUGAAGAGCCAGUGGAAGCACAUCCUACCCAAGACCCAUCAGAUCUUGAAGAUGAUGAGGCUCCACCACCAAGACACCCUGAUGGCAGGGGACGAGUCUCUGAUGUUCCUACUUCGGAUUCACAAGAGAAAGGCGGUUCAAACUGGCUGGUGAUCAUUUUAGUGAUUGUGGCGAUUGCGGCUAUUCUCCUCGUGUGUGCACUCGUAGCGAAAAAAAACAGCUGGUGCGGCAAAAAGCAGACCCUGAUGAUCACGCCCAAAGAUGGCGGCGAGGGGAACGGGGCGGCGGCGUCGGCAUCCAGCUCGCACGCCCACGAGAGAGAGCAGGAGAUGGUGACCCUCAUGAACAAGGAGAAGAUCCAGGAGAACGGCAACACAGAGGAGUUCACCGUCAUCACGCUAGAGGAGUCGCCAGACAAAGAGCAGCAGGCGUGAGAGAGGAGGGGGAGUGUGGAGGCAGACAGGGGGGAGAGUGUAGGUGAGGGAAGGAGGAGACUGGAUGGGUGGAGGGUGUCGGGCUUCAAGCACUGGGGUGUUAUUAAAAACAAACAGUUCAGUGGCCAGCACUGAAUGGACACUGAGUAAGGAUGUAUGCGUGUGUUAUUUAGAAAGAUUGAGGUUAAAAGUCUUGUACCGGGUGUGGAGCUGUUGCCUCUCAGUCUUCUAAACCGACAUGUAGAGCAUUUUGUUUGUGCAGCACGAUGCCAGCGGUAGUCAGCGAGUGGAUGCGUGGGAGGGCAUCGUGCAUUGACACAUAGCAGGACGUACGUACCAAUGUGUUUUUGUGUCAAUUUCUCUGUCGAUGAUGGGUCUGGAUCGACGCAGGCUUUAAAGGGAGGGGUGUGAGGGUCCGAUUUAUGAAGACAAAUUGGUCCCUUUUUUUUAUAAAGAAUUGGUGGAUUUUAAAAUUUUAAAAGCUAAAUGGGAAAUGAUAAAUCAUCGGUGAUGAACGGGGCUAUUUUUAUUUGAGAUACUACAGAUUUAAAAAAGACAAAAAAACGAUCAUUUUAAAACAACCCUUGAUGUUUUCAAUGUGUUUUGUUUCUUUGUUUUGUUCCGCCUAUUGUUGUAACCUUGUGUAUAUUUCAGACGUUGCCUGUGGACUGGAGUUUGGUUUUUUCCAUUUUUCAAGAAAACUGGGGAUGUCACUACCUUAAUUUAUGCAGCUUCGAGUCCCUUUUUUCUUGGUCUCUGUAUAUAAAGUAUAUGUUUUUUUUGGAAAAAUGCCUUAGCAAUAGCUGCCAGUGCUUUUUUUUUUGUUGUUGUUGUUGUUGUUUGGUAGAAGGGGGCUUUGUGCUGCCUUUAAUUAAAGGAAUGUGUAAUUUUUUUUGAGAGUUAUUUAAUUAGAAAACAGCACCUCAGAGGUGAACAAAUGGUGAAUGGAUUUUUGCAAUAGUCAAAGUGGAGUGGAUAUUGUGUGAAUCAAGUUGAUGUAUAGCAUCCGAAAACCGCGCGAUCGUUGCUCCGUUAAAGUCCGUUGACACAUUUAUAUGAAGAUGAUGAUGAUGAUGAUGAAAAGUCCCUGAUGUUAUCCUGAGGAUAAGUAAGAAGAUGAAGAUGACGUAUACAUGCUAUAUACACAGUGUGUACAUUGAUUAAAGAAAAAAUGAAGCGUAAAAAAUUGGAUUUAGGAGAUUAACCGUUUUUCUGUUGUUUUUUUUUUAAAUGCAACAUUUCAGCUCACUCAAGACAAGUUUGAGUGACAGGGCUUAGCUUUAGGAGCUACAUGGCACAUGUAAUGAGGGGCCCAUGUGCUCUAAACAUACAGCGAUGUAACGGUUUCGACUGAAGAAAGAGGCUGUGACAACAUCGGGGGAGGGGUGCCAUGAAUGAAGCUUGUGUGCUCGCCUCCGCCACGAUGAGUUUCAGCCACUCUGUACAUUCACACAUGCAAACGCAAACGCAGUGUGCAGUUUGUUUGUUUUUCUACUGACCCUCUUCUUGGUGAAAUAUAUCAUACUUUGUGCCAUAUCAAUAUUAUUCCCUGUGUGACAGCUAAUUUUCUCCUGUUUUUUUUUUCAGUACACAGCGCUGAAUUGUAAAACAGUGAUCGCAAACUGAUUUUUUUUUUGUUUGUUUGUUUGUUUCUGACUUUGUUCCGUUCUCCUGCUUUUUUUUUUUUUUUUUUGGCUCUUUGUUGGACUCAUUUUCUGAGAAGAAGUAGCAAAUGUACUAGUGUAGGCAGGUUCUAUGACAAAAUUAACAAAACGCGACACUGAAAAAAAACAUUUGUAAAAGUCAUGAACGAAAAAUAAAUCUGUAUAGAAAGUGA
Acanthopagrus latus (yellowfin seabream) is the source of this 3336-nucleotide messenger RNA. It is a transcript of the gene cd44b, whose product is annotated as CD44 molecule (Indian blood group) b. Bases 360 to 1499 code for a protein of 379 amino acids. Gene Ontology annotation, cellular component: macrophage migration inhibitory factor receptor complex; basolateral plasma membrane; plasma membrane. The transcript has 8 exons. The record is from RefSeq and is a predicted model, not a curated record. Gene Ontology annotation, molecular function: hyaluronic acid binding; cytokine receptor activity. Gene Ontology annotation, biological process: inflammatory response; cell adhesion; positive regulation of ERK1 and ERK2 cascade. Lineage: Eukaryota; Metazoa; Chordata; Actinopteri; Spariformes; Sparidae.